CUUAUCUCAAAAGUAUAGAAAAAGUAGAAAAAAAACCCAAAAAGAAUGGAAACCAUUUACCAAAAUGAUUCCUCACAAACAUGUCCUCAAUGUUGUUGCAAAGUCUCAAUUUUCAACUCACCAAAUUCACAAAACACAAAACCAAAACACAGAAACAGUUCUUCUGAGUGUAGACACACAUUUGCAUCAACAACAACAUCAUCAAUCUUUCCAAACACACAUUUCACAAACCAUGAAUCUCUUCCAUCUCUUCAUGAAUCAUUCAUUGAAUUCACAAAAGUUUAUCCUCAAUAUUAUGAGACUGAAAAAAUUGACCAUGUUAGAGAAAAUGAAUAUUCUCAUCUCUCAUUUUCUAAUCAAACUUGUCUUGAUUAUAUUGGUAUUGGUCUUUUUUCUUAUUCUCAAAUGCAACAACAACAACAACAUAAACAUAUUCAUGAUGUUAUUUAUACAUCAAAAACCAAACUUUCUUCAAAAACUUAUCCUCAAACACAGCAAUCUCUACCUCAAUUUUCUGACAUGCCCUUUUUCAGCAUAUCAAGCAAAAAUGGAAAUUUGAAGACUUUAUUACUUCAUGGUGGAAAAGAUUCUGAAUUCGAGUCUUCCAUGCGAAAAAGAAUCAUGAGUUUCCUUAACAUAUCCGAAGCCGAUUACUUCAUGGUUUUCACAGCAAACAGAACAUCAGCUUUCAAACUAGUGGCUGAUUGUUACCAAUUCACAACUAGUAGAAAGCUUUUAACUGUUUAUGACCACGAAAGCCAAGCCGUGGAAGCGAUGAUUAGUUCGUCGGAGAAAAGAGGAGCUAAAUCUAUGUCAGCUGAGUUUUCAUGGCCAAGGCUAAGAAUUCAAUCAACAAAGUUGAAGAAAAUGAUUGUGAGUAAAAGAAAAAAGAAGAAAAAAAAGGGUCUUUUUGUUUUGCCUAUUCAUUCAAGAAUAACAGGUGCAAGAUAUCCUUAUAUUUGGAUUAGCAUAGCACAAGAAAAUGGUUGGAAUGUUUUAGUUGAUGCUUGUGCAUUAGCACCAAAAGAUAUGGAUUGUUUUGGACUUUCUCUUUUUCAACCUGAUUUUUUGAUUUGUUCUUGUUAUAAAGUUUUUGGUGAUAACCCUUCUGGAUUUGGUUGCCUUUUUGUCAAGAAAUCUUCUGUUUCAACUUUGGAAACAACUUCUUCUGCAGGAAUUGUUAACCUUGUUGAAGAAAAACAGAUUCAUCAACCAUUAGAAGAUUCUUUUGGUUAUAAAGACAAUGAAUUUGAAGAAAAGAAAUCAAUACUUACCUUACAUUUACAUGAAAAUGAACCAUUUUAUUUGUCAUCUUUUUCAAAAAAAUUUGAAGAAGGAGAACCAUCUGAGUCAAAACAACAGCAUCAAAGUAGUGAAAUCGAGGAGGUGGAAAAGCCGGUUGAAAUCGACGAAAAGGGUGUCAAAGAAACUGAAAAAAAUUUGAGCUUUGAUGUUGAAUGUAGGUGUUUAGAUCAAGUGGAUUCAUUAGGAUUGAUAAUGAUCAAUGAUAGAGCAAGGUAUCUUAUAAAUUGGUUGGUUAAUUCAAUGUUGAAGCUUAAGCAUCCUAACACAGAAGGGGUACCUCUAGUGAAGAUUUAUGGUCCAAAAGUUAAGUUUGAUAGAGGACCUGCAAUUGCAUUCAAUAUAUUUGAUUGGAAAGGUGAAAAAGUUGAGGCUGUUCUUGUUCAAAAACUUGCUGAUAGAAGCAACAUUUCUAUAAGUUAUGGAUUCUUGAAUCAUAUAUGGUUUUCUGAUAAGUAUGCAGAUGAAAAGGGAAGAGUUUUAAAGGAUAAAGUAGAUGGAGGAGAGAAGAAAAAGAAUAAGAAAGAUAAAGAAAAAGUUGGAAUAACUGUUGUUACUGCUGCAUUAGGGUUUUUGGCUAAUUUUGAAGAUGUUUAUAAGCUUUGGUGUUUUGUUGCUAGGUUUCUUGAUGCUGAUUUUGUGGAGAAGGAAAGGUGGAGAUAUACUGCUCUUAAUCAGAAAACUGUUGAAGUUUAAAUUCUUCCAUUUUGUUUCAUUCAUUCUAAUUUUAGAUUCUGUCUUAGGUGAGUCUGUAGUAUGGUUUUAAAUUGCGGUCUGCAAUUGCAAUUUUGACUGCAAUAUAACAAUUGUAUAAGUCUUUAUCAUUGUAAUUUCGGUCACAUUGACUAUAUUUUAUCGUGGUAUAAAUGUUCCAAGUUUAAUUGCAAUUGCGACUGAAGUUUAAAAACAUAGUCUAUAAAGUGUGAAUUUGGCUGAAAUUUCAUAUAUAUGAAAAUUUGAUUCUCCUAGGAAGGACCCUAUUCAUUCA
Messenger RNA from Cicer arietinum (chickpea), 2290 nucleotides. RefSeq lists its product as uncharacterized. The record is from RefSeq and is a predicted model, not a curated record. NCBI's taxonomy places the organism in Eukaryota, Viridiplantae, Streptophyta, Magnoliopsida, Fabales, Fabaceae.